Messenger RNA from Cheilinus undulatus (humphead wrasse), 7691 nucleotides. RefSeq names its product NLR family CARD domain-containing protein 3-like. Lineage: Eukaryota; Metazoa; Chordata; Actinopteri; Labriformes; Labridae. The transcript is spliced from 13 exons. Bases 252 to 3890 code for a protein of 1212 amino acids. Gene Ontology annotation, molecular function: protein binding. The record is from RefSeq and is a predicted model, not a curated record.
CGCUGCGCUACAGCCUCAACUUUAUUUGUUUACGUCGUAGACUGGUUUACCUACACUUUCUGCUUCUUUAUACUUUAUAUGCAUAUUUCUUGUUGAUUAUGACACAAGCAUGAACAUUUCUUCACUGAGAAAUGCAAGAUGAGAACUUUGAAGUUUUUUUUCUCCGCUUACGCAGACUGCUCCUACGCAGAAAGGAGACUUACUGGUACUUUCGAUUUUGAUCCUUGUGACGCAGAUGUUUUGUGAGACGGAUGCAGACACAGAGUCCAGACUCUCCUGAAGUCAGGAUGAUGCCCACAAAGGGUGAUCAGGAUUUUGAUACCAGCAUUGAUGCUGAAGAGGUCAAAGAGGAACCUGGUGGUGAAAGGACUCAGAGGCAGAGACCAGACUCUCCACAGCCCAGCUCUGUUUCCAUCAAGAGUGAAGGGUCCAAAGCUCUUUCAGGCACUUACAAUUUCAAUUGCAUUCAGGAGCAGAGACCGGACUCUCUUAAUACAAGCUGUGUGUCCAUGACGAGUGACCGGUCUAAAGCCCUUUCUGUUGAUUUUAAGGGUGAAAGUCCUUCAACUGAAAGCCCUCAGGACCAGAGACCAGACCCUCCUAAUUCUAGCUGUGUGUCCAUGACGAGUGACCGGUCUAGAGGCCUUUUUACGAAUUUUAAGGGUGAAAGUCCUUCAACUGAAAGAGGGCAGCAGGAGAGUUUUGGAGUCCCCAGUGAUGAGUCAACACAGCAGCAUCAAACAGACCCUGACUCCAUAUUUAAGCUACUGGAUGAGAACCUUGACAUUUUUAAGAACAAGCUGGGGAGGAUCUGGAGGGUUCUCAGUCCAGAUAAUCCAGCAUCAGAGCGUCAGAGUGAGGAGAUAAUUGAUGGGGAGGAUGAAGAGCAGAGUUCAGAGAUCAGAGAUGCUUUCCUGAAGAUCACUGAGCACCUCCUGAGAAACAAUAAGCAAGAGGCACUAGCCAACCGUCUGCAGAGCCUAACUGCUGGUGGAGUCUGCCAAGGAAAACUUAAGUCUCACCUGAGGAACAAGUUCAAGUUUAUGUUUGAGGGGGUUGCCACUGCAGGAAAACCAACGCUCCUAAAGGAUAUCUUCACAGAGCUCUUCCUCACAGAGGGAGGAACUGGUGAGGUCAAUGAUGAGCAUGAGGUCAUACAGAUUGAAACAACCUCUAGGAAAGCCCACAGACCAGAAACAGCCUUCAAACUAGAGGACAUCUUCAUAGCCUUACCAGGAGAAAAUAAACCAAUCAGAACAGUGAUGACAAAGGGAGUUGCUGGUAUUGGGAAAACAGUCUUAACAAAGAAGUUCACUCUGGACUGGGCUGAAAACAAAACCAACAAGGACAUCCUGUUCACAUUCCCAUUCACUUUCAGAGAGCUGAAUGUGCUGAAAGAGAAGAAGUUAAGCUUGGUGGACCUUGUUUAUCUGUUCUUUCCUGAAACAAAAGAAGCAGAAAUCUCUGUGUUUAAAGGGCCCCAGGUUGUGUUCAUCUUUGAUGGUCUGGAUGAGUGUCGACUUCCUCUGGACUUCAGCAACAGUGAGAUCCUGACUGAUGUUACAGAGUCAGCCUCAGUGGGUGUGCUGCUGACCAACCUUAUCAAAGGGAACCUGCUUCCCUCAGCUCGCAUCUGGAUAACCACAAGACCUGCAGCAGCCAAUCACAUCCCUUCUUCCUGUGUUGACAGGGUCACAGAGGUCCGGGGGUUCACUGAUGAACAGAAGGAGGACUACUUUAAGAAGAGGUUCAAUGACGAGGAGAGCAAAGUAUUCUCUCACAUCAGGAAAUCACCAAGCCUCAGCAUCAUGUGUCAUAUUCCAGUCUUCUGCUGGAUCAUUGCUACAGCUCUGGAGGAUGUGCUAAAGUUCAGGGACCAUCUCAUGCCAAACACUCUCACUGAGAUGUACAUCCACUUCCUGGUGGUUCAGUCUAAACGGGAGAAUGUGAAGUAUAAGGGAGGAGAUGAGACGGAUCCACUCUGGACUCAAGACAGCAGGAAGAUGAUUGAGACUCUGGCAAAACUGGCUUUUGAGCAACUGCAGAAAGGCAACCUGAUCUUCUAUGAAUCAGACCUGGAACAGUGUGGCAUUGAUAUAAAGACAUUCUCAGAGUACUCAGGACUGUUCACACAGAUCUUAAGAGAGGAGAGAGGACUGUACCAAGAAAAAGUGUUCUGCUUCAUCCAUUUGACCGUUCAGGAGUUUUUGGCUGCUCUUCAUGUCCACCUGACAUUCACCAAUCAUGGGGUCCUUCUGCUUUCAAAACAAACAUGGUGCCUGUGGUCCAUCUUUUCUGGGGAAAACAAAGAGCCAACACAUUUCUAUCAGUCUGCCAUAGACCUGGCUUUGGAGAGUGUAAAUGGACAUCUGGACUUGUUCCUGCGCUUCCUCCUUGGCCUUUCUCUAGAGACCAAUCAGCAGCACAUAAGAGGUCUACUGACACGGAUGGAAGACAGCUCACAAAAGACUAACGAGACCAAAGAGAAAACAAUUCAGUACAUCAAGAAGAAAAUGAUGAAUAAAAACCUGUGUGCUGAGAAAAGUAUCAACCUUCUCCACUGUCUCAAUGAACUGGAGGAUAGUUCUCUAGUCGAGGAGAUCCAACAGUCCCUGAAAUCAGGACGUCUCUCUGCAGAUAAACUGUCCCCUGCUCAGUGGUCAGCUCUGGUCUUUAUCUUGCUGUCCUCAAAGGAAGAUCUGGAGGUGUUUGACCUGAAGAAAUUCUCUGAUUCAGAGACAGCUCUUCUGAGGCUGCUCCCAGUGAUCAAAGCCUCCAGAAAAGCUCUGCUGGGUGGCUGUAAACUAUCAAAGAGAAGCUGUGAAGCUCUGUCCUCAGUCCUCAGCUCCCCGUCCUCUGAUCUGACUGAGCUGGACCUGAGCUACAACAACCUACAGGAUGAGGGAGUGGAGCUUCUGUUUAAAGGAUUAAGAAGUCAACACUGCAAACUGAAGUCUCUCAGGUUGAAUGACUGUAAACUGUCAAAGAUGAUCUGCAAAGCUUUGGCCCCGGUCCUCACCUUGGACUCCUCUAGUCUCACUGAACUGGACCUGAGCAACAACAACCUACAGGAUGCAGGAGUGGAGUUUCUGUCUGAAGUAUUAAAAAGUCCAAAGUGCAAACUGGAGACUCUCAGUUUGUCAGGUUGUCUGAUCACAGAGGUAGGCUGUGCCUCUCUGGCCCGUGCCCUGGAGUCCACAUCCAAACUGAGAGAGCUGGACUUGAGCUACAACCAUCCUGGAGAAAAAGGAAAACAGCAUUUGUCUGCUCUACGGGAGAAUGAAAACUGCAGACUGGAGGCACUGAGGCUGGCUCUUUGUGGACCGUGUCGACUGAAACCUGAUUUGCAGAAGUAUGCCUGUCAACUGCAACUGGACGCAAACACAGUGAACAAAUACCUGAAACUCUCCGACAACAACAGGACAGUGGCACAUGUGCAGGAGGAACAGUCGCAUCCCGAUCAUCCGGACAGAUUUGAACACUGGUAUCAGCUGCUAUGUCAGCCUGAACUGACUGGUCGCUGUUACUGGGAGGUUGACUGGGAAGAAAGAGUUGUUGUGGCAGUGACUCACAGGGGAAUUGAAAGGAGCACACAUGGUAAUGAAUGCGUGUUUGGAUGGAAUGAUCAUUCCUGGAGUAUGAUCUGCCAUAAUGGUGGUUAUGUUUUCAGGCACGCUAACAAAGAAGAAAAAAUAUCUUUGCCUCUUGUCUCAAAAAGAGUGGCAGUGUAUGUAGACAUUCCUGCCGGCAUUCUGUGCUUCUAUGAAGUCACCUCUGACUCACUGACCCACCUUAAAACCUUCAGCACCAAAUUCAAUGGACCUCUUCAUCCUGGUUUUGGGCCCUGGAGCCUAAAGUCCUCAGUUUCUCUGUGCCCACUGUCCAAUUGAAGAAAUCUCUCCUGUUGGGCACAUAGGAACAGGGAACAUUCCCACCUGACAGAUGAUGUAGAUCAGUGGUUCUCAACUUGUCAAACCUCUGGACCCACCACUGCUCCUUAAAGACAAACGUUAAACACCAAAUGUAAAAAGUAUUUCACCCAACCAAACUUAAUUAAGGAAAAGUGUUGCAGUUAGGACCCUGGAUCAGACAGAACUUGACAAAUGUCAUAAUAAUAAGAAGAAAGAUUAAGAAUCAUAUUGUUGCAAAAUCCCUGAGAAGACUUUAUUUUCGACUACUGUCUGAUAAACUUUAAAUUUUGGCAAGUUUUCCAGAGAUCUUGAGUAAUUACCUUGUUGUCAUAGGAAAACCAGAUCUGAAAUCCUAAGAAUUGGAGAUAAAGAUCUGAAAUUGCAACAAACAACCAGAAUUUACCCAUUAUCUUGGGAAAACAGAGCAAAAUUAAAUUAAUGGAUGCAUGAUUAUUUAGUACAUUGUAGUUUUUGGCCGCACUUUAUUUUCUAAGCCUUCAUUCGCGACCCAUCAGUUGAGAACCAGUGAUGGAGAAACUUUCCAACCUACCUACCUAUCACCUUAAUUUAGUGGUGCAAGGAAAGUCUCAACCAUUUCUUCCUGUUAGAGGCAGAAAAAUAAAAUUGAAUAGAUGGCAAAGUAUGAGGCUACACUAAAGUUUCCUGUUUUACAUAUCUUUAAUGCCUUGCCUGGUAGAUAAAGCUGUGUUUACAUUCAAAUCACACAAGAAGAGAAAGUUAGACUCGGGUCACUUUGACAUGCAGUGUUAAUCCGCUUUGUUCUGCUCCAAUCAGAUUCCGAUACAUCAAUACCAAUACCUGAUAUGAAAUCCACCAUUUUUUAAAAUCAGAAUUAUAAUUUCUAUUGUGUUUUUUUUUUUGUGGUAUUAUGCUUGAGGCUAUAUGACACUCUAGUAAAUUUGAAACUGGAUAAAGACACAAAAAUAAUUUAAAAUGCCAAAAAAAAAUUAUGUAUGUUCCCAACAAAUCUACUACGUGCUGGCUUCGCGUAUAAAAAGGUAGCAGCGACAAAUGUAAUGUUUAAAAUUUAAUAUUUAAAACUGCAGUUUACAGUAAAAAACAGCAAAGUUUGUAACAACCAGCAGCAGCACAGGGCUACAGCAGCCAAAUGAACAAGUGUAUUUUUGUAUAAAAUGUAAAUAUGUAGAAAUAAGUAUCGGCAAAUUGUUUAAAAACCCUCUUCAAAUAAGUAAAAAAAUUUAUUUAACUAUAUGUCAAGGGACUAUUGCAGCAGGAAGCAACAGAUGUGAAGUAUUCAAACUAAAAAAUGACGUAAAAAGCAAGCCACCAAGCCACCAUGAACACUACAUUUCCUGAUGUGGCCAUUUACAAUAAAAGCACUCGAGGAAAACAAGGUUUUGAAAGGUUUGCCAGAAGUACUGCAUUUAUCAUUAAUUUAACUUAGCUUUAGCACCGUGUUUACAGUCAGCCUCGCUGACACACUUUAUUCUCUGACCUCACUAAAGCCCGCUUCUUUGAAUCAUGAUGGAUUUAGAAUAAGGGAAUCAUGAGUUAAAACACCUUUAACGGUUGUGUAAGUUGUUAAAAGUGGCUACAGCUCAUAUUAAAGCCACCAACAGGCCAAAAGAGUACGGUCACUUUGUGAUGCCUUAGUAAAGACAUUAAAGUUAGAGAGGAAAACACACCUUGUGACCUUUUUACUGAGCUUUACAUUAAUCACACAGACACAAACACUUGAUGCUUGGGUUGUUAUCCGACUGCUUUUUAAUGUUGUAAACAUUGGACCUGUUACUGAUAUUUGACCAGAUCUGGCCCAUCUCUAAUGAGUAUUCCAAUGCAUGAUGGCCGCCACAUGUCCCCUGUAUUGGUCACCUGUAGGCGUCUUCAAAUCAUAACGUGAGGCAGAAAAGAGAGGCAAUCUGCACAUAUAAGAGAUUCAGUGUUGAAGCAGAGGAAGUGUGUUUAAUACAUGUCUGAUGGGUAUAUUUUGAUAUAUUGGAAAACUUAACAGAGAUUGUAACGUUGACUACUACUAAGUGGAUCUACAAACCCAGUCGGCUGAAAGUCAACAGUGAACACGGUCACUGAUUAAACAGAUAUACCGGGAUGUUGUGUCUGAACACAGUGGAAAAUGUCUGAGAAACAGAUUGCCACCAGCCGUCUGUUAGACCUUAUCUGAUUUUAGUAUAGAUAUUUAUAUUACAUCAAUACUGAUCUUAAAAUCAAAAAUCAUUAACUUGUGAGUGUUUUCAUGUUUGUAGUUUACGUCCCACACAUCAGGUAAUUGAAGCCUGAGUGCUUCUACGCGCCUUUUUUAGGUAUUUCUUCUUUAACAUGCAUUAUGGGAAGUCAAGUAUAUUUACGAUUAUGUUCAUGACGCAGCUAGAUGCAUUAAUAAAAUAAUAACUGAAACAUCAAGUAUAUCUCCAGCCUAAAACACUGGUGGGCCUGAUUGCAGUUGUUGCUAAAUCUGCAUUGAGCAGUCCUAGAUGCAAAUCCAGUCAGACGUGCAGAGAAGUGGUUUAUUUUGUUAAACAGACAGUUAUCUGCUGCUCUUGAGAACAAGAGGGCAAUUUUUCACUGCUGUUUGGAUUGUUGUCACCUGACAUGUUUGUUUAAUCUGUGGUUGUCGCAAAUAUCAAGCACCACUAUUGUGUAUUACAGCAAUACUAAUGACUACACUACACUUACAAGGUAAAACUUAAAAAUAUUUAAUCAGUGUUUAUUAAAUAUCCAGUAUUACUCUAUAAGUGAAUAAAUAAUGUGUAAGGGAGCGGCAGGUUUCCUAUCUUGUUAAAAUUAAAAAAAGGAAACAAAUGCAUAUGAACUGAUUGAAUUCAUGACUGUGCACCAGCUGACACUACUCGCCCUUUGCUGUCACAGUCAUCCGUCAUCACUACAAGCUUAUUUUAAGUGCAAGGCAGCCAAAACUGUGCACUACUUUGUUGUCCUUUGCUUUUAUGUAGCAAGUAUUGCCUUUUAUAACUUCUUAAAACUAACCAGUUAUGUUGAUGUUUUGUUUGUAUGUUUGUUUUUUGCUUUGAUAUUUUAUUUUUUUUCUUAUGUAAUAUUUUUGUAUUUCUGUGUUUAAGUUACUGUGCAGCACUUUGGUGUGCCUUAACACCUUUUUAAAAAUGUGUAGUAUAAAAAAAGUGGAUUGGAUAGGAUUAAGUGAACUGUUGAAGCAUUUCAGUGGUGAUAGCUGAAAACUAAGCUGCUGGAGAGUGGUGUCUGUGGAAGCUCUAAGCCUGUGGCACUAUGCAGUGAAGUAAUAGCUCCAAAUAUCUGCAGUUAAACUUGUAGUUUUAAUAUCCAUUGGUAAAUGUUCCUGUUUAUUCUUGUAGAGACCAGAAAGAGUUCUCUCAGAGAAAUUAUCUGCGUGUUAGAUAACUAUACUGCAAGUCAAACUGUUUGGUUACCGUUAACCAUUGCAACUUUCCUUGCAUCUUUACAGUGUAGCUGUCAAAGUUAUCCGUUUCAUUGCAUCUGCAUUCAUUGUUUAAUUAUUCUGACCCCUUUCCAUUGAAACAUAAGCUGUGUGUCAUUUGCUUUUAGUAGAAGACAUUGUUGGUCUGACAAGUGGAAAACAAAUGACUUUUCUUUUGUUUUUUUUGCAUAAACUAAUGCACAAUACAGUAAGAGGAACUUAAGAAGUAUUCUGUGACCAUCUUAGACUCAGUGUACAGAGCAAUUCUUGUUUGUUACAACUGCCAUUUAUAACAUUUCAUAUGCUUUCUAUAAGGAACCUUAGAGCCUACAGUAAUUGCAUUAUGGCUGUGAAUUCUCAAUAAAAAGAAA